GCGGCGGCGGCGGCGCCGAGGGACUCGCCUCAGGUUUCCAUGGCUGCAGAAGUGCUUUUGGAACCUAAUCAGGGAAGUGUGACCUUUGAGGAUGUGGCCCUGUAUUUCUCCUGGGAGGAAUGGGCUCUCCUUGAUGAGGCUCAGAGAUGCCUGUACCACGAUGUGAUGCUGGAGAAUUUUGCACUUACAUCUUCAUUGGGCUGUUGGCAUGGAGUAGAAGAUAAGGAAGCACCUUCUCAACAGAGCAUUUCUGUGGAUGGAGUGUCACAGAUCAGGCCUCUCAAGGCAGGUUCAUCUCUCCAGAAGGCCCAGCCCUUUGAGAUGUGUGGCCCAAUCUUGGGAGAUACUUUGCACUUGCCUGAGCACCGGGGAACACAUCUUGGGCAGAACCCAUACACGUGUGGGAAUCAACUCUAUUUCUCUGCCAACCUUCAACAGUAUCAAGGGCAGCACAUUGAAGAGAUACCCAUCAGAAGUUCUGUGGACAGAGCCUUGUUUAUAAAGAGCCACACAACCCAUCUGUCAGGGAAAUCCUUUUCCUAUAGAGAGAUAAGGAAAGACUUCUUAGCCAGCACGAGAUUUUUCCAUCAACCAGUCACUCACACUGAAGAGAACCCAAACAACAAUAAUGAGUGUGAGGCUGUCUUUCACAGUGGAAAAAUGCAUCACAACUGGGGAGAAGGCAGGAAAGCCUUCAGCUGCAGAGACACACUUGUUGAGGACCAAGGAGUCCACACUAGAGAAGGGCUUUAUAAUUGCAGCAAAUGUGGAAAAGCCUGUACCCGAAGAUGGAACCUCAUUGAGUACCAGAAAGUCCACACUGGAGAAAGGCCUUAUAAAUGCCAUAAAUGUGGGAAGUCCUUUACCCAGAGCUACAGCCUCAAUAGCCAUAGGAAAGCUCACACUGGAGAAAAAUUUUAUGAAUACAGGGAAUGUGGAAAAUCUUUUAGUCAAAGAUCCAACCUCAUUCAGCAUCAGAGAGGUCAUCCUGGAGAACGGCUUCAUCAGUGUGAGGAAUGUGGAAAAUCCUUUAGUCGAAGCUCCACUCUCAUUCACCACAGGAGACUUCAUACUGGAGAAAGACCUUAUGAGUGCAGUAAAUGUGGGAAAUCCUUUAAGCAAAGCUCCAGCCUCAGUUCACAUCGGAAAGUCCACACAGGAGAAAGGCCUUAUGAGUGUCAGGAGUGUGGAAAAUCAUUUAGCUGCAAAUCUAACCUCAUUAUCCACCUGAGAGUUCACACUGGAGAAAAGCCUUAUGAGUGUCAGGAAUGUGGAAAAUCCUUUAGCUGCAAAUCUAACCUCAUUAACCACCUGAGAGUUCACACUGGAGAAAAGCCUUAUGAUUGUGGAGAGUGUGGAAAAUCCUUUAGUCAAAGAUCCAUCCUCAUUCAACAUCAGAGAAUUCAUACUGGAGAAAGGCCUUAUGAAUGCCAUGAAUGUGGGAAAUCUUUUAGCCGAAAGUUUAGUCUCAUUUACCACCAGAGAGUUCACACUGGAGAACGACCUCAUCAGUGAAGAGAAUGUGGGAAAUCUUUUAGCUGCAAGUCUAACCUCGUUGCACACCUGAGAAUUCAACUGGAGAAA
This is a messenger RNA of Physeter macrocephalus (sperm whale), 1584 nucleotides long. RefSeq names its product zinc finger protein 211-like. Gene Ontology annotation, molecular function: RNA polymerase II cis-regulatory region sequence-specific DNA binding; DNA-binding transcription factor activity, RNA polymerase II-specific. The record is from RefSeq and is a predicted model, not a curated record. Gene Ontology annotation, cellular component: nucleus. Lineage: Eukaryota; Metazoa; Chordata; Mammalia; Artiodactyla; Physeteridae. Gene Ontology annotation, biological process: regulation of transcription by RNA polymerase II. Bases 40 to 1515 code for a protein of 491 amino acids. The transcript has 4 exons.